This is a messenger RNA of Halteromyces radiatus, 2652 nucleotides long. Its product is annotated as WD40-repeat-containing domain protein. The transcript is spliced from 15 exons. The record is from RefSeq and is a predicted model, not a curated record. NCBI's taxonomy places the organism in Eukaryota, Fungi, Mucoromycota, Mucoromycetes, Mucorales, Cunninghamellaceae. Gene Ontology annotation, molecular function: protein binding. Gene Ontology annotation, biological process: positive regulation of TOR signaling. Bases 60 to 2204 code for a protein of 714 amino acids.
AACAACAACAACAACAACAAGAAACAACGGAACACCAUGCUAUUACUCUUCGUGCAAGGAUGUCUGGGGCGAUCAAUGCUCUUUCUUUAGCUCCUGAUGGUGAAGCAGUUGUUAUUGCCGGUCGUGAAAUUCUCAAGAUUAUUACUGUGACUCCGGAUGAAGUUACUGAAGCUUUCAAUUUGCGCGCCGGUAGCCAUUUAACGGUCAAAUCCAGUAGUAAUGAUGUCAAAUGGGGAAACAAUGCAACAAAAACCAAGGUUGCGACAGCAGCUACCAAUGGAGCCAUCAUACUAUGGGAUAUUAAUAAAGUUGGACGGAAAACAGAACGGGUUAUCAAUGAACAUUCACGAGCAGUCAAUAGAAUAUGCUUCCAACCUGACAAUGGAAAUAUCUUACUUAGUGCCUCUCAAGAUGGAACGAUGAAAUGCUGGGAUCUUCGUGAUGCACGAUCGAGAGCCAAAUUCCGAUUUGAAGGAAAAUCUGAAUCUGUUCGAGAUGUACAAUUUAAUCCUAUGAUCCAUCAUGAAUUUGCUGCUGCCUUUGAAACUGGAACUAUACAGAAAUGGGAUAUGCGAAAUCCAAAGGCUCUUUAUGAUCGCAAGGUUAGCGCACAUAAUGGUCCUUGUUUGACGGUAGAUUGGCACCCUAGUGGAAGAACAGUGGCAAGUGGUGGAAGGGACAAGACAAUCAAAGUAUGGGAUAUGAGUGCAGAUAAUCGACGACCUCUAUAUACCAUCCGCACAAUGGCUUCAGUAUCACGUGUGCAAUGGCGACCUGGCUAUGACGACGAAAUAGCUUCUUGUGCUUUACUCACGGAUCAACGUAUUCACAUUUGGGAUGUAAGGCGACCUAAUCUGGCCAAAUAUGCUUUUGAUGAACAUGAAACGACACCUACUGGCUUUUUAUGGUACAAUUCUGAUGUUCUAUACUCUGUUGCCAAGGACAAGUUUUUUAUUCGGCAAGAAGUGGAAGGCUCUUAUAUACCUGAUCAACUAUUACGACGAAAUGCUGUUAGUUGGAAUGCUCAAGGUGAUGUCUCCUUUGCUGUUGAUAAGAGUAUUCAUGACGAGUUUGUCAAUACAAAAACUACCAAAUCAACCGUGUCCGCACCAAAGAAAAGCAAGCGUCUCAAUACCAAAUUACCAUCUGUUGAAGAGGGAAUUCAAUAUGUGCCUUUACAAAGUUGUGGUAUUGCUCAUCUGCCUUUGUUUGAUUUCGAAACAUUUUCAGUCUUUGCGGAAAACUAUGAUAUCUCUGGAAACAAUGUAGCUGAUGCUUGUGAAAAGAAUAGUCAGUUGGGUUGGAAAAUGGGUAGUUAUCGAACUUCACAGACUUGGAAGAUUGUGGGUCUCUUAUUCGAAGCUGCACCUUUACUCGAGAAUGAUCAUCCGAAUGACAAUGACGACGAACAUAAAUUACAAGAACAAAUGUCCCGGGCCUUCUUCAAUGAAAGUGAUAAGGAUGAGGAACUGGAUACGGACGAGGAAGAUAAAUCAGCAAUACAAACUGAAGAAGAUGAUGAUGACGAUGAUGACGAUGACGAUGACGAAGAUGAUGACGAAGAUGACGAUGAUGACGACGACGAUGAUGAUGAUGAAGAUGACGACAAGGAUACCAAUGCAAGUGAAUCCAAUCUACUUGAUACAGCGGGGGUAGAUCUAUUUCCAACGUGGCAACAUGAUAAUGUAGUGGCGGAACUAUUCGAUUACUAUACAGAACAGUGCGAUGUACAAAUGUGUGUAACACUGUACCUGGUAUUACAAAAGUAUAUUCAUGUGGAUGAUGAUCGACUGGAGGCUUGGUUCAAUGCAUAUAUUGAUUUACUUCAUCGAUUCAAACUGUGGUCAGCUGCUACUGCUAUUAUCAAUGCUUGCAAAAUCCCUCGGAUCCAAGAAAGAAAUCAGAUGGCUACUACUAUCAAUAUUGCAUGUAGCAAUUGUUUCAAAUUGGUUCUAGGUACAAAUCAAGGUGCAUGGGCUUGCGAUAAAUGUCAUCGACUAUUGAAUCCUUGUUCUAUAUGUCAUCAAACAGUGAAAAGUCUUUAUGUAUGGUGUCAAGGAUGUAAUCAUGGUGGACAUUUGGAGCAUAUGCGUGCUUGGUUUUCUGAAGAAAAACAAUGUCCUACUGGUUGUGGUCAUAAUUGUGUUCUGACUUCCUUUGAUCCAUACAAGAAUCAAACUUCUUCUACUUCUACCUGGAUAUGAAUCAUCCAUUCCCACUCCCUACCCUUGUACAUAGAUAGACCUUUUUUCCUUUUGUAUAUCCUUAUUUAUUAUUAUUGUACCAAUUUUUUCAAUAAACGAAUCCAUUCCUUUGACUUUUUUUUUUUUUCAACACUCGAUUUAUUUUCAGUGUGAAGAGAUAGAAUGAUUUGGAUUAGGACUAGGAUCCUGACAGAUAUGAUGAGUAUCAUGGUACAAAUAGAUUUGAAACCAUGAUAACUCCCUUGAAAAAAAAAAAGAUCAUCAUUGCUAUAACAUCAUCUCAUCAAUUUAAAAAAGUCAUCAACUUCAGGCACUUUCUUGAAUAGAAAGUGCAUCCUAUUCUUUAAAAAUAAUCCACAAGUGGGUAUACGUUGGUUGAUCAUGGAUCAAAGUACUUACCCGAAUAGGGAAGAAUAUUCCAUCGUUGUUAUCUAAAAAAAAAAAAAAA